Messenger RNA from Phoenix dactylifera (date palm), 724 nucleotides. The record is from RefSeq and is a predicted model, not a curated record. Lineage: Eukaryota; Viridiplantae; Streptophyta; Magnoliopsida; Arecales; Arecaceae.
CCUCUUUUGUGCUGCAAUAGCUCUCAAUCCCCCCUCCCCUUUGGCUUCUGUAUCUAUAUAAUCUACUCACCUCUCAUUCCCCACUGCUGCCACUGAAAGAAACCUAUGGGCUUGAAGAAUCUCACUACCUUCUCCUUCCUUCUCUUCCUACUCUUGACUUUUGUCCUUGGAGUUUUUUGCAGGCCAGGCUUUCCAGCAGAAGAUACGGUUCCAUCGCGUUUUCAUUACUCCAAUCUACUUCAACCACCCAAGGAGUUGCAUUUAGAGGGACUGAAAAGAGAUGGAUUCUGGAGAUGGAGAAGUUACAAGUCCUCAAAGAGAUUGAUGAUUGGCUCAACAGCUCCAGUUUGCACCUACAAUGAAUGCAGAGGAUGCCGAUUCAAGUGCAAAGCUGAGCAAGUCCCUGUCGAUGCUAACGAUCCUGCCAACAGUGCCUACCACUACAAAUGUGUGUGUCACAGGUGAUGCAAGGUGGAAGAAAUCAGUAAAAGUCAUUCCCUACAUUAUCUUAUAUGUUUUGAAGUCUUAGAAACCCCUAUCUAAAUAUAAUUCAGCUUGUCAGAUAUAGAUGAAUGGAGGAGGAUGCUGGUUUUUUGGUUUUUUUUUAACUCAGUUGCUGCCUAUUUGAAGGAAUCUAAUUCCUUGUUUCAUGUUAGUAUGUCACACUGAGAGCCUACAAUAAGAGCUAGAAAUGAAGUUAAAAAACAGGUUUUACAUGGCAUAA